AUGUGGAAACCCGGGUUGCAUCACUGUCACGUCAACUACUCCCUAUACCCGCGCUGGGAACCAGUUGCCAACGCCUGUGUCCGAAGUCGGUUAUAUCUUGGGAACCUGAGGGCCCACCUUGGUGGCCGGCGAGGGCCCAUCCGGAGCUCUCUCACGGGCAUCCCACAGCUUGCGAUAAUUUUACAAUCUGUUGAUAAUGGCAAGCAUAAUCUGCUGACCCUUGGCACAUUUAUGCAGUACCUUAGAGAUAAUGAGAAAAAAAUGAAGUUGACUUUUAAGAGUUUGGACACAAAUAAUGAUGGGGUGAUUGAUGCUUCAGAAAUUGUCUAUGCUUUCAAGUUAAUAGGUAUAAAUAUUUCUAAAAAAGAGGCACAGAAGAUUCUUGAAAGCAUGGACAUUGAUGGGUCAAUGACAGUGGACUGGGCAGAAUGGAGGAAGUAUUUUUUACUUGAACCUGCAAAAAAUGUUGAGGAUGUUAUACGUUACUGGAACCGUUUUACUGGAAUUGAUAUGGGAGAUAGAUGGACUUUUCAUAAUUUAAUUGAUGAAGAAAGACAAUCUGGCCUCUUGUGGAAAUAUCUAUUGGCUGGAGGCAUAGCUGGCACUUGUGCUCGGACAUGCACAGCGCCAUUGGAUCGCCUAAAAAUCCUGAUGCAGGCUCACAGCUUAGAAACAAAGAAUGUGAAGAUAAUGGGCCGCUUAAUAGAGAUGGUGAAAGAGGGUGGAGUAAUUUCUCUGUGGAGAGGAAAUGGUGUGAAUGUUCUCAAGAUUGCUCCUGAAACGGCUGUUAAAGUCUGGUCAUAUGAACAGUUUAAGAGGUUUCUUGCUGAAGAAGAAAGCAAAGUAGGAACUCUUGAGAAAUUUGCUUCUGGUGGUUUGGCUGGUGCGACUUCACAGUUUUUAAUUUACCCUUUGGAGGUUUUAAAAACUAAUUUGGCUGUAGGUAAAACUGGACAGUACUCUGGGUUGUUGGAUUGUGCCAGGAAGAUUUGGAAGCUGGAAAAGGGUAGAGGCUUUUACAGAGGCCUUAUUCCUAGUCUUUUGGCUGUCAUACCAUACGCAGGCAUAGAUAUUACUGCUAAUGAGCUUUUGAAGACUUAUUGGCUAAACACCUUUGCAGAAGACCCUGAGUUGGUGACUUUGCUGGGAUGUAGUGCCUUAUCUAACUUUUGUGGGCAGCUUAUCAGCUACCCCCUGUUCUUAGUGAGAACUCGUAUGCAGGUCCAAGCCGUAAUAGGAGUUCCACAGCUAAAUAUGAUCAGCUUCUUUUCUCAAAUUUAUAAAAGGACCGGAGUGACAGGAUUUUUCAGAGGGUUACGGUCCGAUCCCGAGGCGCUGGUCUUCCCUGGGAGGAGAGGUGGCAGCCAGGUCACUCACUACAUGCUGGGGUCGGGGGAGCGCUUUGGCGCGACUCACUUCUCCGCGCCCCACUGCCGCUCGUCGCAAUGA
Messenger RNA from Lemur catta (Ring-tailed lemur), 1449 nucleotides. RefSeq names its product calcium-binding mitochondrial carrier protein SCaMC-1-like. Gene Ontology annotation, biological process: transmembrane transport. The coding region runs from base 1 to 1449 and encodes 482 amino acids. Gene Ontology annotation, molecular function: calcium ion binding; ATP transmembrane transporter activity. The transcript has 11 exons. Gene Ontology annotation, cellular component: mitochondrial inner membrane. The record is from RefSeq and is a predicted model, not a curated record. Lineage: Eukaryota; Metazoa; Chordata; Mammalia; Primates; Lemuridae.